Boleophthalmus pectinirostris (great blue-spotted mudskipper) is the source of this 2463-nucleotide messenger RNA. Its product is annotated as taste receptor type 1 member 1-like. Gene Ontology annotation, biological process: G protein-coupled receptor signaling pathway. Bases 1 to 2463 code for a protein of 820 amino acids. Gene Ontology annotation, cellular component: membrane. Gene Ontology annotation, molecular function: G protein-coupled receptor activity. The transcript has 6 exons. Lineage: Eukaryota; Metazoa; Chordata; Actinopteri; Gobiiformes; Gobiidae. The record is from RefSeq and is a predicted model, not a curated record.
AUGACCUCUCUCAUAGCUGCUCUGUUUCUAAUGGAUCACAUUGUAUCUGCAGUCUCUCAAUGCACUGUACCUGACUCUGAGUUUAGUCUGGCUGGAGAUUUUUUAAUUGGAGGACUUUUUGAUGUUCAUGAUGUGACUGAGGAGGUUUCUCAUCUUUUGCCUGAUGCCAUCGACUGCUCAAAACAGCCAUUCAGUUUGUCCAACUACCGGAGGUUUCAGGUCAUGAGAUUUUGUAUGGAGCAGAUCAAUAACUCCACACAGAUCCUCCCUGGGGUCACUCUGGGAUAUGAGAUCUUCGACCACUGCUCAGACACCAGUGUUUUCCCCGGGAUCUUUGACUUUAUGUCAGUGCAUGAGUCAGUGCAACCCUGGCCAGGGCCUCAGGGGCUAAAUGUGCCUAAAGUCCUAUCUGUGGUGGGAACCUUCACCAGCACCAAGACCCGCACUAUUGCACCGCUCCUCACCAUGGACUUUAUUCCUAUGGUCAAUUAUGGCUCCUCAAGUUCAGCAUUCUCGGAAAAAGCUAAAUAUCCCACACUCCUGCGCACAGUGCUUCCAAAUCAGUGGAUGGUGGAAGUAAUCGUCACCGUCCUACUUCACUUCAGAUGGCACUGGGUGGCUUUCCUCAACGAUAAUGGAGACUACGGCACAGAUGGCGUUGAUUUAUUUGGGAAAGCAAUUAAAGACACUGAGAUUUGCCUGGCUUACAACAAAGAAGUAAACAGUCUGACCAACCAUUCUGAAAUAUUCCAGCAGAUAGAGACCCAGAAGAUUAACGUGAUUAUAGUUUUUACAGAAGAACGAAUUGCUACAAUGCUCAUCAGGGCAGCCUUAAAUCUCAAAGUUAAUAACAAGGUGUGGUUAGCUACAGACGCAUGGGCGUUCAAUAGGGGGCUUAUGGAAACACCAAACAUAGACUCUAUAGGAACUGUGAUUGGGAUAGCUGAGCCAGAGACAAAAAUACCAGGAUUUUACAAUUUUAUUUCCUCUUUAAAACAUGGCCAUGCACAGUGUGAAGUGGGUGAAAAGCGAGUUUGUAACCAGGUGUGUGACUGUAAUGAGCUGAGACCAGAGGACAUCUUUGAAGCAGAUCCAUCCUACUCCUUCCCUGUAUAUGCAUCCGUGCAUGUGAUCGCCCACGCCUUACACAACCUGUUGCAGUGUGGGAGGGGCCAGUGUAACACCAGUAUGACCAUUUACCCAUAUAUGGUUCUGAAAGAGAUGCAGAAGUCCAACUUUACUUUGAUGGACCACAACAUUCAGUUUAAUGAGAAUGGAGACCCAAAGUUUGGUUACUACUCUAUUGUUUUCUGGGACAACACAAAGGCAGAAGAAGUCGGCUAUUACAAAAUCUACCCAUCUGUUGAUUUUUACAUCAACAGCUCAAAGAUUCAGUGGUACACGGAUAAACAGGUGCCAUCUUCACUGUGCUCCUCGGAGUGCCCUGCAGGCCACGCAAGGCAACAGUUUGGGCUCCAUACAUGUUGCUUUAACUGUGUGUCUUGUCCUAAUGGAACCUACAUCAACAGCACAGUGGACCCCUACACUUGUGUCUCCUGUCCCGCAACAGAAUGGUCCACAUCAGCGAGCAUCUCCUGUCUCCCCAGAUUGGUUGAGUUUGUCUCAUUUGAAGAUGCUGUUGCCAUAUUGAUCAUGUUUGGGACAGUGUUUUUUGUGGUCCUGUCUCUCCUGACCGCUGUGCUCUUUGGCCUGAACUACAACACUCCAGUGGUGAGAUCUGCUGGUGGUCCCAUGUGUUUCCUGAUUCUAGGCUGCCUCAGUCUCUGCAGCAUCAGUGUCUUUUUCUACUUUGGCAAACCAAAAGAAUCUUAUUGUAUUAUGAGACUUUUACCAUUUGUUUUGUUCUACACAGUGUGCUUGGCUUGCUUUGUCGUGCGCUCCUUUCAGAUAGUCAGCAUCUUUAAAAUAGCUGCUACAUAUCCAUCAAUACAGAGGUGGUGGAUGAAAUAUCAUGGACAGUGGUUGGUGAUCGCACUUUCUUUUAUACUACAACUGCUGUUACUUCUGAUUACGUACACAACUGCAUCUCCAAAACUUUAUAAUGAAACUGUGUGGUACCCCAACCAGAUUGUUCUUGGUUGUGAGACUAGUUUAACAGCUUUUGGUGGUUCAAUGACUCUAUUUGUUAUCCUGUGCUUCCUCUGUUUUGUCUUCUCAUACAUGGCAAAAGAACUGCCAAAGAACUACAAUGAAGCCAAAGCUAUCACAUUUUGUCUUCUUCUGCUGGCACUGACCUGGAUCAUCUUCGCCACUGUCUUCAUUCUCUACCGAGGCAAACACCUGCAGUCACUGAAUGCUCUAGCUGUGCUCUCCAGUCUAUAUUCUUUCCUUUUAUGGUAUUUUCUUCCAAAAUGUUGCAUUAUACUUUUCCAACCUGAGAAAAACACACAGCAGUACUUCCAGGGUUUAAUACAGAGUUACACAAAAACGAUAAGCCAAUAA